AUGAAGCAAGGGAACUUUUUGCUUUUUGUUUUGUCGUUUUUUGCCGGAGCGUUUGGGAGAUUUAUAGACUACCCACUUUCCGUUAACUUCGGACCCGAAAUCGGCGACUUUUUCCGAUCCAAAAAUCCGGCUCCGCCAGAAUCCCUUUCUCAAGCCGGCAAGAAAAGCCGCCCGGAAUUCGACUCGAAAAGAAACUUUGCCAUUCCAAUUGCCGAUCUCCAGAAUUACGAGUCGAAAAAAGUGCUCAACGCGUUUUCCCGACUCCAGGACAAUCCCUUCUUUAUGGACUGGCUCUCCAACCGCGAUCUUCGAAUUAACCCGAAUGAGACGAAAUACAAGCUUGGAAAACUCCUCACUUCAAGAAUUUAG
Messenger RNA from Oikopleura dioica, 369 nucleotides. NCBI's taxonomy places the organism in Eukaryota, Metazoa, Chordata, Appendicularia, Copelata, Oikopleuridae. The record is from the annotation of a GenBank genome assembly.